AUGUCCAACAACGCCAUUUCCUUCACGACCCAUGACCAACGAUUCAUGGCGAUCGUUGGUUCGUCUCCAACAGCAGAGCUUCUCGCAGAAAAUAAAGACUAUCCGUUUGCUCACGAAGCCGGGGUCUUUUUUCCUGGCACCAGUAACCUCUUCGUUACCAGCAACCGGUGCAUUGGCCCAAACGGACUGCAAAAAGUACACAUUACUCGGGUCGAUCUGAGUAAAACGCCAAUUACCUGUGAGGAGAUUGCUACUGAAAUUCCUAUGGGUAAUGGAGGUAUCAAUUAUGAUAAAGACUACGUUCUCUUCUGUGCACAAGGGACUAUGACUGAGCCAAGUGGACUUUACCGGAUGUCUACAAUUGCUCCGUACAAGUCGGAACUAUUGAAGGGUGAUUUCCACGGUCGACCAUUCAACUCUGUCAAUGACGUGGUGGUACAUACGGAUGGCUCAAUCUGGUUCACCGAUCCCAUAUAUGGCUCUGAGCAGGGUUAUCGUCCUUCGCCGCGUCUACCUAACCAGGUAUACCGGUGGUGUCCCGAUACUGGGGCUAUUCGUGUGGUGGCCGAUGGUUUCGGGAGACCAAAUGGUAUAUGCUUCUCUCCGGAUGAGCAGGUUAUUUAUAUCACCGAUACGGACCGGGUACAUGGAGACGGCAGCAUCGAUGACCAACGAGUAUCCUCCAUUUAUGCUUUCGACGUGUGCACCAUUCACGGGGAGCCAUUUCUCACAGACCGGCGGCUCUUCGCCAUGGCAGACCAGGGCAUUCCAGAUGGAAUUAAGUGUGAUUUAGAAGGAAAUGUAUACAGUGGCUGCGGGGAUGGAAUCAAUGUUUGGUCCUCAGGAGGUGUGCUCUUGGGUCGAAUCCUUGUUGAUGGAGGCGUGUCGAACUUCUGCUUCGGCAGAGACGGGGAAAUCUUUGCCCUCAAUGAACAUCGAUUGUGGCGGGUCCAGUUGGAAGAAGGAGUAAAGGGGGCAUUGCUUCGAUGA
This is a messenger RNA of Penicillium verrucosum, 990 nucleotides long. RefSeq names its product SMP-30/gluconolactonase/LRE family protein. Bases 1 to 990 code for a protein of 329 amino acids. Lineage: Eukaryota; Fungi; Ascomycota; Eurotiomycetes; Eurotiales; Aspergillaceae. The transcript has 2 exons. The record is from RefSeq and is a predicted model, not a curated record.